Manis pentadactyla (Chinese pangolin) is the source of this 1862-nucleotide messenger RNA. RefSeq names its product ZFP3 zinc finger protein (gene ZFP3). Gene Ontology annotation, biological process: regulation of transcription by RNA polymerase II. The transcript has 2 exons. NCBI's taxonomy places the organism in Eukaryota, Metazoa, Chordata, Mammalia, Pholidota, Manidae. The record is from RefSeq and is a predicted model, not a curated record. Bases 140 to 1642 code for a protein of 500 amino acids. Gene Ontology annotation, molecular function: DNA-binding transcription factor activity, RNA polymerase II-specific; RNA polymerase II cis-regulatory region sequence-specific DNA binding. Gene Ontology annotation, cellular component: nucleus.
GGUGCAGCCGGAAGUGGAAGUGGCCGAAGUCCACCGCCGGUGAAACUUAAGACAACAGCUGCCGGUUCUGUGCGAGCGGGCUGAGCCCCGGGACCCCGAGCCGAGUGAGCGUGGGACGGGAGCGGCCUGCGACUGUGAGAUGGGGACUGAGAACAAGGAAGUAAUUCCCAAGGAAGAAAUUUCUGAAGAAGCUGAGCCACAUGGCGCAAUAUUAGAAAAAGUUGCAAAGAUGCUCUACCAAGGUCAAAAGUUGGGAGCAGUAUGUGAAGACAUGUUGGAGAGGUGCUCAGGAGAGGCCACAGAAGAGAUUAUGGAGCAGAUGUCUGCUCAGGAGAGGGACUUUGCAUCAGGACUGAUUGUCUUUAAGAAAUCACCCUCAAGUGAGAAAGACCAGGGGAAUAAUGAGAGCGAGAGCAUCCGCAGUCCCAGUCCAAACCUCCAGGAGGGAGGUUCUACAGCAGAGGCAGUUCAUGCAUUUGCUACCUCUGCCCAAAACUUCAUAGGAAAUUUAGAAUCUAACAAAACACAGAGAAGUUCUGUAGGAGAAAAGCCUCAUACAUGUAAAGAAUGUGGGAAAGCUUUUAAUCAGAACUCACAUCUUAUCCAGCAUAUGAGAGUUCAUAGUGGAGAGAAACCCUUUGAAUGCAAAGAAUGUGGAAAAACAUUUGGAACUAACUCAAGCCUUCGAAGGCACCUGAGAAUUCAUGCUGGAGAGAAACCCUUUGCCUGUAAUGAAUGUGGAAAGGCCUUCAUUCAGAGUUCACAUCUUAUCCACCAUCAUAGAAUUCAUACUGGAGAGAGACCUUAUAAAUGUGAAGAAUGUGGUAAAGCCUUCAGUCAGAAUUCAGCCCUUAUUUUACAUCAGAGAAUCCACACUGGAGAGAAACCAUAUGAAUGUAAUGAAUGUGGGAAGACCUUCAGGGUCAGCUCACAGCUCAUUCAGCAUCAGAGAAUUCAUACUGAAGAAAGAUACCAUGAAUGCAGCGAGUGUGGCAAAGCCUUCAAGCAUAGCUCAGGCCUUAUCAGACACCAGAAAAUUCACACUGGGGAAAAACCGUAUCUGUGUAACGAAUGUGGGAAAGGUUUUGGUCAGAGUUCUGAGCUUAUCCGGCAUCAAAGAAUUCAUACAGGGGACAAACCGUAUGAAUGUAAUGAAUGUGGGAAAACUUUUGGUCAAAACUCAGAGAUUAUUAGACAUAUUAGAAUCCAUACUGGUGAGAAGCCCUAUGUAUGUAAGGAAUGUGGGAAGGCCUUUAGGGGGAACUCUGAACUUCUUAGACAUGAGAGAAUUCACACUGGGGAGAAACCCUAUGAAUGCUUUGAGUGUGGAAAGGCUUUUAGGCGGACCUCUCACCUUAUUGUCCACCAGAGAAUUCAUACUGGAGAGAAACCUCACCAGUGUAAUGAAUGUGCAAGAACCUUUUGGGAUCACUCUGAGCUGCUGCUUCACCAGAAAAUUCACAUUGGAGAGAAACCUUAUGAAUGUAAUGAGUGUGAGAAAACAUUCAGCCAGCAUUCCCAGCUUAUCAUACAUCAGAGAAUUCACACUGGAGAGAAACCUUAUGAGUGCCAAGAAUGCCAGAAGACCUUUAGUCGGAGCUCUCACCUUCUCCGACAUCAAAGUGUUCACUGUAUGGAAUGACGUACAGAAUAGGAAAGCUUUCUGUGGAGAACUUGAAGUCAGACUCACUAAUUUCAUAAUGUGCACCCCAACUUUGCAGAUCAAAUCAAUGGAGAGACCUUCUCUGUCCUUCCAUUGAUUUUUAUUUAAACGGUUCAAAAGGAUGAGGCACUUUUAUCAACUAUUCAUUGAGAAGUUUCAAUAUACUAAGUUAAAUCAUAAAAGCUGUUUCAGGCCUUAA